GUUGGUCGCCAACCUGGGGAGUAUACUUACCAGCGCCAUGGAGAGGUGAAGAAGCAUCAGGGAACCUGACGGCAGCUUCGGCGCUGACAUUUAGACUUCAUGGAACUAGACUGUGCACAUUUAUUUUAUUAACUGAGAGGAAAGUUACGUGAGAAUAUACAAUGAUUAUAAAUGGAAGCUAUUUGAACAGUUCUUCGCAGGACCUUAACGAGCAAACUCUGAAUAGACCUCCGUGGGUCACUACAACUUUGGGCUGCUUCUUGAUAUUCACGAUAGUGGUUGAUAUCCUGGGGAACCUUUUGGUGAUUUUCUCGGUCUACAGAAACAAGAAGCUGAGAAACGCAGGUAACAUCUUUGUGGUGAGCCUGGCAGUGGCAGACCUUGUGGUGGCCAUCUACCCCUACCCACUGGUGCUGACGUCCAUCUUCCACAACGGAUGGAACCUGGGCUACAUGCACUGCCAGAUCAGUGGCUUCCUGAUGGGCGUGAGCGUCAUCGGCUCCAUCUUCAACAUCACCGGCAUCGCCAUCAACCGCUACUGCUACAUCUGCCACAGCCUCAAGUACGACAAGCUGUACAGCGACAAGAACUCUGUGUGCUACGUGCUGCUCAUCUGGGCACUGACGGUGGUGGCCAUCGUGCCCAACCUGUUUGUGGGCUCGCUGCAGUACGACCCGCGCGUCUACUCAUGCACCUUCGAGCAGUCGGCCAGCUCGGCGUACACCAUCGCCGUGGUCUUCUUCCACUUCAUCCUGCCCAUCAUGAUCGUGUCCUACUGCUACCUGCGCAUCUGGAUCCUGGUCAUUCAGGUGCGGCGGCGCGUCAAGCCUGACAACCGGCCCAAGCUGACGCCGCAUGACGUGCGUAACUUCAUCACCAUGUUUGUGGUGUUCGUACUGUUCGCUGUCUGCUGGGCACCGCUCAACUUCAUCGGCCUGGCGGUGGCCAUCGACCCGGUCACUGUGGUGCCGCUUAUUCCUGAGUGGCUCUUCGUUGCCAGCUACUUCAUGGCCUACUUCAACAGCUGCCUUAACGCCAUUGUCUACGGCGUGUUCAACCAGAAUUUCCGACGCGAGUACAAACGCAUCGUGGUAUCGGUGUGCACGGCGCGCAUCUUCUUCCAGGACAGUUCCAACGACGCGGCCGAGAGGCUCAAGAGCAAACCCUCGCCCCUCAUGACCAACAACAACCAGGUCAAAGUGGACUCAGUCUGAGGGAACUAAACGAGGAAAACCAAAAUGGACAACGGGGUGGGGAGAGUUAAGAGAAACAAAAGAUGGUUCAUCAAGACACAAGAAAAAAUAGACCUGAGCGAACAAACAAGCAAAGGAUGUAGAUGAUGCAUACCAAAUACACACAAAACUGAACAAACUGACAGAAAACAAGCAGCUUCCACUCUUACUGUGCUCUCUAUGCCUCUAUACAAUCAAUGAUAAAACAGGGGGAAUGAAUCACAUCAUUUACCAAGCACUUUCAUUUUGUCUGUUGCUUAUAAAUAUAUAUAUUAUAAAUAUAUAUAUAUUAAUUUUUAUUUUUCAUUUUGUUGUU
Alosa sapidissima (American shad) is the source of this 1548-nucleotide messenger RNA. It is a transcript of the gene mtnr1aa, whose product is annotated as melatonin receptor 1A a. The transcript has 2 exons. The record is from RefSeq and is a predicted model, not a curated record. The coding region runs from base 162 to 1214 and encodes 350 amino acids. Gene Ontology annotation, cellular component: membrane. Gene Ontology annotation, biological process: G protein-coupled receptor signaling pathway. Lineage: Eukaryota; Metazoa; Chordata; Actinopteri; Clupeiformes; Clupeidae. Gene Ontology annotation, molecular function: melatonin receptor activity.